This is a messenger RNA of Oryzias melastigma (Indian medaka), 10800 nucleotides long. RefSeq names its product rp1 like 1a (gene rp1l1a). The record is from RefSeq and is a predicted model, not a curated record. Lineage: Eukaryota; Metazoa; Chordata; Actinopteri; Beloniformes; Adrianichthyidae. Gene Ontology annotation, cellular component: axoneme. Gene Ontology annotation, biological process: intracellular signal transduction; photoreceptor cell development; retina development in camera-type eye. The transcript is spliced from 8 exons. The coding region runs from base 1073 to 8596 and encodes 2507 amino acids.
UUACUUCCUUUGAAAUAUUUUCAAAUUAAAAGCCCCACUGUAUAAAUCUGUAUUAUCUUUGUUUAUUAAAUUAGAAAAAAUGGGAGAAAAUACCAGGAUGUAAAUAUAAGGGUGAUAAAAGUAUUAUUUGAUUUUAUUUAUUUAUCUACCAGCUAUGAACUUUUACGGUUAAAUCUACCACCACUUAUUGUAGGGUGUUUACAGUUUAUGUAUUAAAAACAAAAGUAGGUUAAAGAAUAGUUGAACAGGGCGAUAAUAAUAAAGAGAAUUGAUUUUUUUAAAACUUUUUUUUUCAAAUUAAAAUGAACUUUUUGACUGUUGCACUCCUAUUUAUUUAUUUUAUUUGUUUUUUAAGUAUUGUUUCAUCACACUACCAAACCUGUGUCUAUUUAAAAAAUAUAUUUUUUUGCUUUGUGUGAUAGGAAUGAAGUAAUGACACAAAUAAAUAAAUUAUUGGGGUACUCCAAAAUAAAAAUUCUUAAGCACGUAUGCCAAAUUUUUCAUUUGUAUAAGGACUGGUAUACCAUAGAUUAAUUAAAUUAAGUGUAAAAAUAUAUAUAUUUUAAGAACAAGAUUUUUUAAUGUUUGUUUAUUAUUUUAACUCUUAUAAGCUGACCAGUACAAGGUACAAAGUAUUUCAUAAUAUUAUUGAUAGUAUUUCUCAACAGGUUGUAUAAAAACGUCUGUAUUUUGUUUAACUUUUUAAUUUCUUACUAAAUAUUACUUAUUUUCAAAAUGGUAAUUUUAGAAUUUUUUUAAUUUUAUUUUAAAUCUGUUUUCAUUUUUUUGUUUAAAUCAAAGUGAAAGUUUGUGAAGGACCUUAUUGUGAAAGUUUAAACCGUCAAACUUCCGGUUAGUAGUGGUGAAUUGUGAGCAUGCGCGCGAGGACCGUCGUGGAGAGCCUGUGAGUGCUCUCAGGAGCGGUCCACGCGGUUGUAGACCGCCGCUGUCGGCACAUUCAGACUUUUUUUAUUCUCAGCGUAAAAAUCUUUUUUCUGUUCAGGAUUAAACCCGUCUGUUCAUCUGCAUUUUUCCCGUCAUGCAUCGGUUCUGAUACCUGUGAGAUCAGAUUAUGCAUUCGGUCCAAACUGUCUUGUUGGAGUCCAAGCAUCCACCUAAACAUGCGCCGCCCUACCCUGCACCGCCCGCUACCACCAAUCCCCACCACUCCCAUGUGAUCACCGCCCCGCCGGCCAAACGGAUCACCUUCUACAAAAGUGGGGACAGUCAGUUCGGGGGCGUCAGGAUGGCCAUCCACAAGCGCAGCUUCAAAUGUUUUGACGCCCUGCUGGACGACCUUUCCCAAAAGGUGCCCCUCCCCUUUGGAGUGCGGACUGUGACCACCCCCAGAGGGACCCACACCAUCAAACACCUGGAGCAGCUCCAGGACGGCGGCUGCUACCUCUGCUCCGACCGGCGCUACGCUAAGCCAAUCAACAUGGAGCUGGCCGGCAAACACCAGGGCUCUUGGCAUCAUUACGGCCGGCGGCCCCAGCGGCCCGAAGCCUUACCCGCCACUCCGCCCGGUCACGUGCGCCUACCAUACCGGCCGCGACGGAUCCUGUUGGUGAAGAACAGCGAGCCCGGGAUGAGGAGGAGCAUUGUGCUAAAUCGGAGGUCGACCAGAAGUCUAAAAGCCUUUUUAGAUGAGGUGUCCGAGGUGAUGGCGUUUCAUGUUCGCAAGCUGUACACAGCAGAGGGGCGCAGGAUCGACAGCGUGCAAAGCCUGAUGACUUGCCCCGGUGUGUUGGUGUGUGUCGGGCGGGAAGCCUUCAGCCCGAUGCUCAUCAAUUAUAUCCGGAAAACAUCCGACGAAAAGCUGCCCGGUCUCACCAGCAAGUCUCCAGGUCUCGGUCCCCGAACUCCCGGAAACGGGGCUCGGUCUCCUGCCACCCAAGGAGCACGGUCUCCUCCACACGGAGCUCAAUCUAGAGCCAGCGAGUAUGACGAAGGCAAUGAAAGCAAGAAAAACGUUAACUUUGGUCUGGAAACCAAGAAAAGCAUCAUUCACCCUCGCUCUGACUCCUCCAAUCGCUCCACUCGUUUCUCUAUGUCCUCUGAGAAGUCGUACGGGAUCUACUCCCAGGGAAAACCAGCCAUCAUGAACGAUGACAUUGAAAAGCGCGUUCUUGUCAAUAAAGACGGGACCCUCUCGCUGGAAAUGAGGGUGCGAUUCCACCUCCAAAAUGAUGAAACCAUCCAGUGGUCCACACAAAUUAAAAAGUCUCCAUCACUGACCAACGAAAGCUGCCCUCUUAGCCAAGCCCAACAACAUUACCUGCAGCAGGGUCAAUCGGAAAGCUGUUCCGACCCGGAUUCUGGGUCUUAUGAGGGUGUGGACUUCUCCAGUCAAUCUCUCCAGUGUGCUUUGGGAAACCAUUGCCCCUGUUGCUACCACAAAGAGGACCAAAAAUUUGAUUUGUGGGAAAACCCGGCUCACAGCCUCAAACAUGCUCCCGUUCCUCCCUCACAUGCCUCCAACCACCCUACAAUGAGACACACCCGCUCCUCUAGCUCCUCCUCCUCGUGCAGCUCCAGGAGGGUGAUUCGCUGCCGAGCGCACCACUCCAAGCCUAGAGACGGCUCCGGGUCAGAGCACAGCCAACUAGUCCAGCAGGAGAUGUGCAUGACCGAGGAAGUUGAGCACAGAGUGGAGCUGGCGCCAGAUGGAGACACUCAGGUAGAAGUCUGCAAGGUCAGCAGGUGCUGCAGUCGCACUGAGCUGGUCGCCAUGGACACCAGCCUUCGACCGCACAGUGGGAAGUCUGUAGAAGGUGAUCUUACAACAGGAGAGGAUGACAAUCGUCCAUUGUCUGCAGUUAGUAGCUCCUCUCGUGUUCUUCAGUCACUGAAAGAGGAUCAAGAUGACGAGGACGAUGACCUCCCACCUAGCGCCUCCCAGUGCUGCCACAGGGAGGAACCAUCUCCUUCCCCAACUCCUCAACUGAAUGAAAACACAAGUGUCAUCUCAGCCAAUUCUACUAAAACCCGGAGCCAUAUUGAAAAUGGAAGAAGUGGGGCAGGAUCAGCGGCUUCUUCCUGUCACUGUGGAGCAGCUUCUCCACUUUCAAAAGUUGGAACUGAUGAAGUAGAACCAAGUUCCACUUCUAAUAGAAGCCAGUCUAGAACUCCAAAGGUUGAGGAAGUGGCAGCUGUGGAAGACGAAGUGGUACAAAGGCCUAGUAGUGGACGAUCCAGUAACACAAGACUUUCGGCAAGUUCCCACAAGUCCUCAGAAUCCAGCGUUUGCCCACAUUGUGGUGGCUGCAAACGUGGGGUUGGCUCUAAUUCCAACAGCAGAGCAUCAAAGAUGUCUGAUUUGUCUGACAGAACCUGUUCUCCACCUGUAUCACCAUCUCCCGCUAAAGAGAAUGAAGAUGUUGACCAUGAUCGGGAGGAAGGGUGCGACUCUACCUUAAAAAAUGUUGUGGAAGGCAGAGCAUCCAGUGCAAUGUCCAAAACCUCCAACCCAGAAGCAAAUGACAUAGAAAGGGCUCCCAGUGCCUCUUCAGCCAAAAGCAACAGGUCUCACAGGUCUGACUGCAAUAACAUCUCUAGUGCUGCAUCAGAGAAAGAGGAAGAAAGAAGUCCGAGUGCAUUAUCAGCUCAAUCCAACCUGUCAAGGAAGUCCCACAAUUCCAAAUGCUCCUCUGAAGCUGCUGUGGUCCACCCUAGAGAUGAAGCAGAAGGAGAGAACAUCACAGAAAGGGCGGUUAGCUCCUUAAGCAACAAAUCUGGAGCUUCAGUCAAGUCCCAUAAGUCCAGCUGUCUGUCAAACACUAAAACUCCUGAAGAAGAAGCAGACAAAAGAGCUUCUAGUAGUCUUUCUGUCAAGUCAAAUGGUUCUACCAAAUCUGAAAAGGCUGGUAGUGUCCUUUCACAGAAGUCUUCUAAAUCUGAUCUCUCUGCUAAGUCUAGAGCAUCCCGCAGCACUACUUGUAGUCACUGUGCAAAAGUCACAUCUUCAAGUGAUAUAAAAGGAGAAGACCCAAUGGAAGAUGCAUCUGAAGAGAAGGAAGAAGCAGAGGUACAAGAAAGAACAGCAAGUGUGAUGUCAGGAAAGUCAAAUUUGUCUGCCAAGUCCAACCUUUCUCAUGGAUCUUCCAAACAUUCAGAAGGACCUACCCAAUCGAAAAUGGUUGAAAAUGUAGAAGAAAGGGCAACAAGUCAAAUGUCUGGUAAAUUGUCCAUCAAAUCUACAAAGUCAUCCAGGUGUACUGACAAUGAAAAAGCCUCAUCUCCAACCAUAAACCUAGCAAAGGAUGUUGAAGAAAGCAAAGCUUUAGAAGCAGAAGCACAGCAGAGGCCUGAAAGUGGGAUGUCAGAAAAAUCUGAAAAUGAAAGGCAAGCUGCCAGUUCACCAUCAUGCAAAUCAGUGUCUUCGGCCAAGACUCACCAUUCAAAGGCUGAGGUGGACAGAUCACCCAGUGCUACUUCAGUGAGAUCCCAUUCUUCCACCAAGUCCAGGAGGUCUAACCACAUUGCAACAGAUCUCAAUGAUGCAGAAAUUCCCUCUGCCGAGAUGAACCCAAAAGAGAAAGAAACUGAUGAGCAUUUAGAAAGCCAAAGUCCAAAUAUUGUCACUAUUAAAACACCAGAAGUAGUUGAUGUUGAGGAGAACGUCUCAAAAGAGAGGCCACCAAGUGCUUCGUCAGGUAAAUCAAGUGUCUCGUCUGCUCUAUCGCGCAAGUCCAAUCAUAAAAGACCUGCCGAGAUUUCCGUUGUUGAAACAGGAGACGCAGGAGAACACGUGGACAAUAGCGCACCAAUAAGUAAAUCACCUGAUGGUCAAACGCUUUCACCGAGAAGAAGAACGUCAUCACGAAGUCGUUCACCCAAAGAUCAAGCUUCAUCCUCCAGAAGGUCUUGGUCCCCGGCACAACAGUUGCUGCCAAACCCUGAUACUGGGGAGGCAAGAGGGACCAGUGCCUUGUCAGUUCACUCCAUGAGUUCCACUAAGUCUGGAAGAUCCAAAUGUUGCUGUUCAGCAGCCUCAGAGCAAGAAAAGACAGAAAAGGAAGACAGGGAAACGGGCAAUGGGUUAAGUGAGGAGGUAUCUGAGCAACUGGUCAGCACCGUUUCAACCUCACCAAAGAGACAAAGAAAAGAAUCCGGGAGCACAGCCAAACCUUUGAGUCGUACCUCAUCUGGAUCAGUCUCUCUUGGGCUACCAGAAGACCAGGACACUGCAGAUUCUGACAGUGGCAAGUCCAAUGCGUCCUUUCACAGCAACAAUGACUGCAAGGUCAAAAGUAGAGAAAGUACAGUCAGUGCCCCCAAAAACUCCGAAGAUGAUGGAAGAGCUGGGUCCACAGUGUCCCAAAAGUCUAAUGGUAACAGCAGGAAAAGUCAUUCCUCCUAUAAUCCCUCGGGAGUUGAUAUUCCAACUAUUGAAGUCCCAAGGGAAGGCGAUGAUGCCGAGGAACAAGAAGUGGAAAGACCAAGCAGCAAGGUCACGACAAAAAGCAGCCGGUCAAAGAAGUCCUGCUGCAGCUGUGGUGUCAAAGCAGCAGAUCCAACUCCUAAGACAGAAAGUGUGAAUUCUGUAUCAGUCACAAGCAAAAAGGAUACAAAGACCUCAACUCCAACAUCUGGAAGUGCUAAAGUUCGGAAUCAAUCUCCUGCAAGUGCCAGUGCCAAAUCGUCCAGCGUCAAAUCUCAAAGUUCAUGUUGUCCCAGACCUGAAACAGCCCCAUCUACUCAGUCGGAGUCAAAAGAUGCUCCAAAGCAGAGUAAAGAAAAUGAGGAGGAAGAUGUGAUAACUAUCAAGAGUCAUAACACUAAAAGUGAGGACGGUAGCAUCAAAAAAUCAUCAUCCCACAGGAAAGAAUUUCAUGGGAAAUCAUCAAGCCCUUGUCCUCUACAUAACUCUAGACCAGGCAGCAAAGUAGAUGCAGGCAGUGAAAGCACCCUGUCUAAAUCUCUGUCUGCUGCUGACCUCUUGAAAGAAACCAUGGCAACUGCACGUCAACACAAGCAACCAUCGGAAUCCAGCAGAAGCAGACCAAGGAGUGAGGCAAGCGAGAGGUGCCAGAGUAGAAGGGAUCUAAAGGAUCCAGACGGUAUGCUGGAACUUACUCCUGCCUGUCUCCCCAACGCUUCCCCCAAUGAAGUUGUUACCGACUGGCUAAGCAGGAUCCCUGUUGAUAGCAGCAUGCUCGCACUAAGCAGCGAGUUACAUGACGAAGAGGAAGAGCAGACAGUACAAAAGAUGGAAGACACACUUGGAGAAGAGACAGUAAAAGAGGAGGUCAGUCCUGAGGAUGACGGCGAAGAUGGGGACAAUGGUGUAGAAGUAGAACAAGACAAAGAAGAAGAAGUUAAAUGUCAAGCAGAAGAGGGGGAGAAGGGUACAGGUCCACCUCCGGGUGAUUCAAAGAGGGAUUCUCUGUCCAAAAACUGGCAGUCCUCUGCGGCAGUGAUGAAAGUGCUGCUAGGCUCGUCUCUGGGUCGAUGUCGGAGUCUACCUGAGGUGUCUCCAGUUUAUGGGCGUAGACUGAGCUCUUCAGCCAGGGGGCUUUUGGACUGUCUGGCCCAACUUCAGCUCCUCGAGCCCGCUGUGAACUGCAGCAACCAGAAGGAGCGUAAGCAGCAGUAUGAUGACAUCAUGUCCAUCCUCCAGUCUCUCUGGCUAACUGAACCCACAGAGAGUGGGGACAAAAAUCCCAAGGAUGGACCCCCCGAACAGGUGACCCCACCAAGGUCCUCAUCCGGGGUGGGAAUGAGCAGUGGUUCCGGCGGGUCAGGAAAGGACAAUGGGAACCAGGGAGGAGAUGAAGCUGCAGCAACCCAGAACGAAGACGAGGCAGCAGUGAAGAUCGUAGAAGAGGAAGAGGAAAAUGUAGAGUCCAAAGACAAACCCGAAGAAACUUCUAAUGAAGACGAACUGCCAAAGAAUGAAGAGCAAAGCCCAGUACCUGACAGUCUAGACAGCCCGAAAACCAACGAAAACCCGUCAUCAUCAGACAAGGUCUCCACCAACGAUGGCUCCAAAUCGGCAACUGAUACUGAGAAAGAGACCCUAGAUGAUUCCCGAAGUGCCCCGCGGCCGCCGUUAUCCAAAAGACAGUCCCAAGACCCCGACCCGGUGUGGGUACUCAACCUCCUCACCAAGCUGGAGAAGCAGUUCAUAAACCACUACAGUGACGCCAUGGCGGAGUUCAAAGUCCGCUGGGACUUGGACGACAGCCUCAUUCUGGACACCAUGAUCUCCGAGCUGAGGGACGAGGUGAGCCGGCGCAUCCAGAACAGCAUCAAGCGCGAGGUCAAGAAGAUCCAAGGUCGAGCGGGAAAAGGAGGCAGGUCGCCUCGCCCGCCGGAACUAGCCAACCUGUCACGAGAGUCCACCAUGACGGAGAAGAGGCGGCGCAUGCUGAAGGUGAUGAAGAACCAGUCGGUGAAGACUGCCGACUCUGCCAGCGACGAAGAGACGACCGGUGAGUUCAGCGACCAGAGAAGCGAGGACGAGUACUGCCCCUGUGACGCUUGUGUCCGCAAAAAAAUGGCAACUCGGCCUUUCAAGAAGAACCCGUUGGCGGCCGAUGCGCCCGUAAUGAUGGAGUUUGACCUGCUUAAGAUACUCCAGCUGAAGAAAACCCCCGUACCGCCACCGGUCAAAGCUCCACAACCGGCAGAAAAGGAGGACGAAAGUAUUUCAGUCGACCAGGACGGGGGCAAUCUGGAGGUAGUCGAGGAGGAAGAAGAAGAGGAUGAAACCAAAGAGGAUAUCAAAGCGAACGUCGUUUUAGAGGAGACUAUUCCAGAGGAAGAUGAAGAGGAGGAUGAGGACGAAACCGAAAAAGAGAUGCAGCAAGAGGGAGAGACAAGUGAGCAAGAAGAGACGUCGGAAAAUGCAGAAGACGAGGAUCCAGGAGAAUGCACGUGUCGCUCUGCCGAAGAAACCAGCACCGAUAAUGGUGAGGAAACAGGAGAGGGGGACACUGGGGAAAACGAGGCGAAUACAGCAACUGGAGACGAAGAAGAAGAAGACGAUGAUGAAGACAAGGAGACGGUCAAAAAUGCGACUUCUUGCGAUGAAGAGCCUGUAGGGGACAAAAAUGCAGAAAAUGAAGAAUCCACUCUUGUGGAGAAGGAGGGAAACGUCAGCACCUCCGCAGAAGCAGAGGACGAAGAUGAUGGGGAUGAUGGCACAGGGGAGGCGGAGUCACCCGAAGAGGGAGGAGUUGGUGAAGAGCAAGAAGAAGAAGAGGUCUCAGAGGAGGAGAAAGCUUCUGUGAAGAAGCCGAGUGUGAAUCCAGCCGCCUGUGUGACCGAGGGCGAGGAGGCCGACGCCGAAGACUCAGAUGACAGUAAGCAGCAGAGCGACACCGGCGCCGAGGAAUCCGGACGUGACGAAGACGGGGAGGAAGAUGCUAGCGAGGACCUCGUGGAGGAGUUCAAGCCCGAGGAAGAGAGCGAGGAGGAGGUUUGCGGAAGCAAAAAGAAGGAUGAAGCUCUUCUGCACCAAAUGACCAAAACCUCUGUGGAGUCCCAGCCCGGCUCCAUGGAGGAGGUCGACGCGGAUUCCCCGUCCAACCAAGACGAAGUUCCCGCUGGCAACAAGAGGAGUCGGCCACCAGCCAAAGACGACUCCUAAAUUCCCCAACACUGGAAAACACAUCAGGAAAAAAAUACUUUGGAUUUAAGACUCACCUGAACACUUGAAGCACUUUAUCCUUCCAGAUCUGGAAUGUCACGGAUACAUCGGAUACAUCCCAGGACUGUAGAAACCUGGAACUUGAAGAACCGCUUUAUCAUAUUUAACCAAUUAUAUUUUUAAUGGUUAUUUUGCGUAUUUUGGGUAAUCAUACUUAUUAAAGUCAAUAUUUUGUUGAGAUAAAAAGAAUAUAUUGUGACAGCAAAUGGUACAAUCCCAAAGAUGGACCUUAUUGUUUUGGUCAGCAGCUUAGGAAGGGCAAAAACAGCCAGAUGGUCGGGAAAGACGGCUUUAUUGGGUCAUUCCUAUCGGAUUGGGAAGCUGGCAGGGAUGGAACCAGAUCCUCCAGACUGAAGAGGGGCAGCUCCAAGCCGACUCCCAGCAGAGUCCCCAUGCAGGCAGGACACCACUGGGCAACUGGCAGGGGCAACCCAGUCUUUUAGGAGGCGAUUGGUUCCAAGGAAUAGCAGGAAUUUCCUCCAGAUAGAAGGGAAACCAUUGACUGUACGUGCGAAUUGGAGUGAGUGACCCCUCCCCCCCCAAACAGGAAGUACCCCCUGGCUCCAAAAAGCCAGAAUCCCAUAGACUUUUACUAAGAAAUAAAUAACUAUUAAUCAGUCGUUACAUUUGUCAGAAUUUCUCUGAUAAUUCUUAUUAACGUGUUCUCGCUAAUACGAUUUUUUUCGUGAUUAUUAAUUUUUUUUGUUCAAAACGUUUCAUUGACAAGUAUUACGGGGCGUGGACUUCCAACAAGCUCACUGCUGAUUGGCUAGAGUGGUUGCUAUAGAAACAACGACUCUGACCAAUGCUUACUGACUCUGGCUCCAAAAUGGAGGCAUCCAUAUUGCUAAAAAAAAAUGUAAACUAUUUGAGAUGGGUGACAUCACAUUAACUCAGUCCAAUUCUCAUAUGCUGUCAAUGCUUUCUGACAGAACAUUAACUGGUAAAGAUAGGGGUCCCCAAAUCCAGGCCUUGAGGGUCGCCCUUCUCCUGGUUUUCCAGAAAAUCCUGCCUUAUCUGCUGCUGAUUACCUGGAUCAGGUGUGUUUGGCCAAUAAUGAACAUAAAUGGUGGGUUGGUUGGAAAACAUGUAGGACACCGGCCCUCAAGGCCUAGAUUUGGGCACCCCUGAGUCAAGGAAACAAGUGAUGGCUGGGACAUUGUGACUUUUAUAUCUUCUUUAACUAAAAGAACCAGACUGGUUUUUUCUGAUUUUCUUUGUAAGUAAAAUUAGCUUUUGAUCAUUUGGUUGCUUUUCGACUCGUUUUCAGUUUAGCCCUUUAUUUUGUUGUUUUUUUAAGGUGGCUCACCCCAUAAGACCCCAUGGUGACAACAGUGUGACAGAAAAAUAUCAAUGAUCUGUGGUCCAGUUUAUUUUAACUUAUUUAAAUUUUACGGAAAAUUGGGUCUGGGUUCUUGUAAGGUCUGAAAAGCACCAAAAUUUAGAAGUUUAGUGACUUAAUCAACAUGUUUCCAUUUUCAAAUGGUGUUGAGAUUUGACUGAAAGGGGUAAAAAAAAGAAAAAAAAGCAGCCAACAAUCAAGAACAUGUUUUAUGUGAACUCAGUUCUAUCCAGUCAAAUAGCCAUUAAUACAUGUAUUACCUCAGUUGACUUGUGUUGUUUCCUCUCAUGAAGUAAUGGCUGGACUCUCAGGACAGGUCAUCUCCAAGCUGUUACUUAACUCUCCGCUUAAAUCUGUAGCGUGCGAAGAGAUCUGCGAAAAUCUCUGAUACCCCGUGUUGUAAUCUGAUUACCUAAAAGUAAUCUUGGGAACUUGCUUUCUUGCAUUUAUCGUCAUGCUGGGAGUUUGGUUUCAAAGUUUUGAAGUAUUGAUGCCUUAUGGGGGCGCGAGCUGAUUUUUGGUUUCCCAGCAUUUUCUUGGAGACGUAUAUGAAAACCAGGUAUCCUGUGAUGGAAUUUUCUUUCUUUUAUUUGUAUCUCAUAAGAGUUCCGAGGCAGAGGUACUCCUUAAAUGUUCUGGACGUUCAGGACGAGGCAAAGGUGACCAAAAGUCUGCGUUUGGGCUGCAGAGACGAUAGGGGUGUGUGCCUACGCUGCUGUUGGUUUGUUUAGCUGUGAUCGUCAUUUGCUGGAAAUAACUGUAAUGACACAUACAUAAAUAAAUAAACAGCUACAUAUUUUCA